Linum trigynum is the source of this 1857-nucleotide messenger RNA. Lineage: Eukaryota; Viridiplantae; Streptophyta; Magnoliopsida; Malpighiales; Linaceae. The record is from the annotation of a GenBank genome assembly.
UCGUGUAUUAUAUGUAUAUUCUUAUCAGUAUUCAGAAGAGACUCGCGAAUACGAAUCUUGUAUGACAUCAUUAGAAAGACACGCAUCCGUAUGUUUAACCAAUCGCGUUGGAAGAGCAUAUCCGGUGUAGGGGUGUCCAUUCGGGUUCGGUGUUUCGGGUUUACUCGAAACCGACCCGAUUAUAUACAUUUUCGAUUUUUCAGGUUCGGUUUUGCUUAUCGGUUUUUCGGGUUCCGGCUAAAAACCUCCAAUAAAUAGAACUCAACCCAUAUUCUUAGACGUUCGGAUUUUCGGGUUUUGGUUUUGCUUUAACCGAACCCAAACCCGAUAAGAAAUUUUCGGGUUUCGGUAUCGAAUUCGGGUUCGGUUUCAGUAAUUUUCGAUUUCGGAUUUUUUCGAGUUUCCCGACCCGAACUGACACCCCUAAUCUGGUGCAAAACUCAAACCCGUCUACAAAAUCUCAAUGUCUUACCGUUCUCAUAAGAUUUCCUACACAAAAUGACAAGACACAGACUUUUUAUAAGCUGAAGCCAGGCCGUACGUCGGCCGGCCUAAUCUUCAACCUUGAUAUACAAAGAUUCCCUCAUUCCGGUCCCGAUGUAUAUAUAUACAUGUAUAUUCUCGGCUACUUGUAAUCGAUCAUAUCGAGCAAGGAAAUUAAGUAGGAAGAAGGAAAAAAAAAAAAAACAUGAAAGCUGCCCUUGUGGUAAUCAUUUCGGCGGCGUUAUUAUUUGCGAGCGUCUCCGGCCAACAAGGUGCGGAAUUUUGCAACUGCGGUCCGGCGGCGACGGAUGAUCCGGAGGUGUACUCUGCUCUCGUGAGCAGACUUCUCGACGACAUGGUGGCGCUCACGCCGGAUCGACCCAAGAACCCGGUCUCCGACGAAACAACCUUCACCAAGACGGUUCGGUCCGCGACGCUCCACAGCGGCGGCGCCGCCGCCACCGCCUCCUGUGCUGACUUAGUCAGUUGCGCAAAAUGUCUUGGCAAGAUUCGGAAGUCGUUGAAGCCCUGCGAGAAAUUCGGCUGCGGGGGAGGCAACGUCGGCGACAGCUGCCUACUUAAGUUCCGACAAAUUAAAUGAUGCGCCGAUUACCAAGCUCUCCGGCGGGAAUAUAUAAUAAGUUAUGGUGUUUCUCCGGCUGAGCAAUAUCUAUCAACUAUGCCUACUUUUAAUGUUAUUCAAUGAAAAGUUGGAUUGUUUAACGUGAUAUUCUAUCAAAUUUGCAAUCGGGUGAUGCGUUAUGAGCGAAAUUUCCAGUAAUAUUGCAAGAUCACUGUGAGUGUUGAUUGAGUGGUAUGUGAAAUCGAUGAUGUUACAUGAGAAGAUAAGUUAUGUGGGUAAACAUAAAUGGAUUUACAUAGCUAAUUACUAAAAUUUGGGUGAAAAUUUAAAUAUUUUGAGUCAAUAGCGAGACAAAUUUGUUGUUGUUGUCGUCGUCUCGUAGCAAGACAAGAAACUUGUUUCUGACCGAAAUUAAGAGUUAAUUUAUAUGAUAAAGACGAUAUAAUUAUCAACGAAUGCACAGCAUGUUACACACCGAUCAACGCCACUUAUAACUUGACAUGAUUUUCGAAUCAAAUCAUGGAUAAGACGAGUACAUCAAAAUACAAUGUUGAUAUGACUUUCAUCGGAUUAUCCGUCGUUGACUGAAAGUCACGAGGUUCUUUGUAUCCCUCUGUAAAUGGAAUCCACCAUGGAAGCAAGAGUUGUGUGUUUGGAGAAAUAUUACUAUAUGACAACCUCUCAUAUCCAAUGUUCAAGAAGACGCUAGGCGCUAUCUAGGCGAGGAGGUACCGCCCAGCGCCUAGGCUGAUUAGUCGUUGCCUAGGCGAGAUUAAACGUUGAAAAAAAAA